CGUUUCCAUAGUCACGUCAUGGCGGCGCCGCCAUAUUGUAGGAAAUCCACCGCUGCUCCUUAUUGACAGAUUACUCUAAUCUGAGGAGGAGGACACGCUGUCAGGACCUGCUCGGCAUUUUUUGAGGGAACCACUUUGUUUAUCAUGUGCUAGCAGAAGAUGUGUUUCCCCUUUCCACUUAGAAGAUGAAGAGUCGGGUGCUUUUGUGUCGCCUCUGCCUGUCCGCCCACUUGUCGCACAGCACAAUGUGAGCUGGCUAACUAGCCGGACAAACCUCACUCGGAUUAACUGCCAACGGUAGCUAAUAUCGGCUAUUAUUAGCUGCAGGUAAUCGCGAUUAUUCCUCAUUUUCAAUCGUUUCUAACGUUCACAUUUCGCUAUUAUUCAGCAUUAAUGUUGCUGAAAGGAAGCUAGCACGACCACAAAGAGCUGGCGUUCGUUGGCUAGCUUUUAUUUUAUUUUUAAUUUUUUUUUAAACAUUUUGUUGGCCUGAUAUUUAUAUUUAAAAAAAAAGCGAGAGUCAAGACGGUGAAGCCUAUGUGCGACUUUAUGUCAGGCUAGCUGGGAAGAGAACGCGACGAUAUUUCAACCGCAUAGCGCAAGAAGGCAAGAUGUCAGGGAAGGAUAAAGAUAAAGCCGACAAACAGUCCACCACGGAGCGUCUUGUUAAAGCUGUGCCAUACCCCCCACAACAUAAACUGACAAUAAAAGAGCUAUUUGAGGAUAGCAAGCCCAAUGCAGAGCUGCUCCGUAACCACCUCGUGAAGGAGGGUAGGGUGGAAGAAGACGUGGCUUUAAAGAUCAUCAAUGAUGGCGCCAAUAUCCUUCGCCAGGAGAAGUGCAUGCUGGAAGUGGAGGCACCUAUUACAGUGUGUGGAGACGUCCAUGGGCAGUUCUUUGACCUCAUGAAGUUGUUUGAAGUGGGGGGAUCACCCAGCAACACACGGUAUCUCUUCCUCGGAGACUACGUAGAUCGAGGAUACUUCAGCAUUGAGUGCGUUCUCUACCUCUGGUCGCUCAAGAUCAACCACCCCACCACACUCUUCCUCCUGCGAGGGAACCAUGAGUGCCGGCACCUCACAGAGUACUUCACCUUCAAACAGGAAUGUAAAAUUAAGUACUCAGAAAGGGUCUAUGAUGCCUGUAUGGAGGCUUUUGACUGCCUGCCCCUUGCUGCCCUGCUUAACCAACAGUUCCUGUGUGUCCACGGUGGGCUCUCACCAGAAAUCAACUGCCUUGAUGACAUAAGGAAAUUAGAUAGAUUUAAGGAGCCUCCAGCGUUUGGACCAAUGUGUGAUCUGAUUUGGGCCGACCCUGGUGAAGACUACGGCAGUGAAAAGACAAAUGAACACUUCAACCAUAACUCUGUCAGAGGCUGCUCCUACUUUUUCAGUUACUCAGCUGUCUGUGACUUUUUGGUAAAUAAUAACUUGUUGUCAGUAAUUAGAGCCCAUGAAGCACAAGAUGCAGGAUAUCGGAUGUACAGAAAAAGUCAAACUACUGGCUUCCCUUCAUUAAUCACAAUCUUUUCAGCUCCAAAUUACCUUGAUGUUUACAACAACAAAGCUGCUGUAUUGAAAUAUGAGAACAACGUGAUGAAUAUCAGACAGUUCAACUGUUCCCCCCACCCUUACUGGUUGCCCAAUUUUAUGGACGUCUUCACAUGGUCUUUGCCUUUUGUCGGGGAGAAAGUGACAGAGAUGUUGGUGAAUGUGCUCAACAUUUGCUCUGACGAUGAGCUCAUGUCAGAGGGAGACGAUCUCUAUGAAGGUGGCACCACAGCAAUGCGUAAGGAGGUCAUCCGCAACAAGAUCCGUGCAGUGGGGAAAAUGGCUCGGGUCUUCUCAGUACUCAGGGAGGAAAGUGAAAAUGUAUUAACUCUCAAAGGCCUGACUCCGACCGGAACGCUUCCCGUUGGAGUGCUGUCAGGUGGCAAGCAGACCUUACAAACCGCUACCAUUGAGGCAGCUAAAGCAAAAGCCAUCCAAGGCUUCUCUCCCACGCGGAAGAUUCGUAAUUUCGAGGAGGCCCGCGGCCUGGACAGGAUCAACGAGCGGAUGCCGCCCCGCAAAGACGCCCAGCAACCUGACGGCACCAUCAACACCAGUGCACCCAACAACAACGGCACCGAUGGAUAAAUCCCCCAGAAAAACACAUUUUAGUCAUCUUAACACAUCCUCCCCUCCCCCAUCCCCUGCCUGCACACCCUGGCUGGCAACAGGAAACAUCGCUGGGGGAAAAAAAGACAAACUGUAUUUAUUAAAAAGCAUACAUUAGAUAUUUUGUGUCAUAGCAUCCAGUGAUGGAAUGAAGACAUUUUGCAGUGUAAAGGUACAUUGACACCCAGGCUUGCAUCACACCAGGUACAGUAAGUACAGUAGUACUCCCCCUCUUCUGGAGCUUCUGGCCUUUUCUUGCUUUUACCAAUGAAAUCAUGCUCACUUUGAAUGGAGCUUUCUUGACAAGAAAUGUUCCUUUCUUUUAGGCCCCCAUUCCUGGUUGGCUCUCGCGUGACUAGAAGAGGCGGGUUAAAUCAUUUUUGCAAUGCGGCCUGCUGAAAAUGACCGAAAGCGAGCGCCACGCUACAUAGCGACUGAUGCCGUCAGGCCCGGCCCUAACCAAUCUGGCGCCCUAGGCAAGAUUUUAGGUGGCGCCCUCCCACAUCGGCAGUGAAGUGUAUAUACUCACAAGAAACCGAAUAGCUUUGUCUUUGACCUUUUUUUUUUUACUUAAAGAAAUCAAAUUAACAAUCAGAAUUGUUAACAAGAUAAAAAAAAAACUACGGAUAAAUAAAUGAAUACAAAAAAUAAAAAAUGAAUAUAUGAAAUACAAUAUUUUUUACAUACAUAAACACAAAAUAAAACGUGUCAACAAGUUGCAUAAAAUAAAUUAAAAAUACAAUAUAAAUAAGGCACUGCACAAAACAAGAUAUCAAACCAGUAUGACUUUAAUAACUAUAUUACAAAAAAAGGGGAUCCAACAGAGUUCUCUAUUUGUGCUUUUUAAUAUUGCAUUAACUAGAAUGACUUACAAAUUACUGUACACCAGGGAGUACUGUAAUUACCUAACGUUACAUUAUCAUUUUCCAUAACAAUUUAGCCCCCUCCACAAUAUUAACCCGACGUUAACAGAACUAGCUAUUUAUUGAUUAGGAAUUGCCGAAUCAUGUAACAUUACCUUAAUGCUAAAGGUUACUAUCACAUUCUGUAACAGACAAAUAAUUUCAUGUAGGCUAACGUUACCUACCUGCUACCUCUGUCUUUUUCUCGUUUCUCCUCCUCUUUUCUCUUUUUUCUUCCCUGGGCACCUGACAGUUUUGGCCGUUUUGACAUCUUG
This is a messenger RNA of Entelurus aequoreus (snake pipefish), 3336 nucleotides long. RefSeq names its product protein phosphatase 3, catalytic subunit, gamma isozyme, a (gene ppp3cca). Gene Ontology annotation, cellular component: cytoplasm; calcineurin complex. The record is from RefSeq and is a predicted model, not a curated record. Gene Ontology annotation, molecular function: calmodulin binding; calmodulin-dependent protein phosphatase activity. Gene Ontology annotation, biological process: calcineurin-mediated signaling. The transcript is spliced from 14 exons. Lineage: Eukaryota; Metazoa; Chordata; Actinopteri; Syngnathiformes; Syngnathidae. The coding region runs from base 612 to 2138 and encodes 508 amino acids.